UGGCGGUUCAGAAUGGGAGCGCAUCAGCAACAGACCCAAUACCGAUUGAGACGGCCCACGAGGACAUGAUUCACGAUGCGCAACUAGAUUACUACGGCAAGCGGCUCGCGACGUGCUCGUCUGACCGCACGGUGAAGGUAUUCGAUGUCGUGGACGGCGAAGCGCAGCGGGCGGCUGGACACACUCUGAAGGGGCACACCGGACCAGUAUGGCAGGUCUCCUGGGCCCACCCCAAGUACGGUCACAUCCUCGCGUCGUGCUCGUACGACGGUAAAGUCAUUAUCUGGAAGGAGCAGUCGGGACAGGCAGGUGGAGGAUGGGCGAAGGUUAAGGAGCACACAUUGCAUGAUGCCUCUGUAAAUUCGGUCUCCUGGGCACCACACGAACUCGGCGCAAUUCUUGCCUGCGCGUCAUCCGACGGCAAGAUCUCUGUUCUGACCUUCAAGAACGACGGCCAGUGGGGCGCAGACAUGUUCAUCGGACACGCCAUCGGCUGCAACGCCGUCUCCUGGGCCCCCGCCGUGCAGCCGGGCUCGCUCAUCGCGCCGCAGCCCGCGGAGGGACAGGCCGCGCAGGGCGUGAAGCGCUUCGCGAGCGCGGGUUGCGACAACCUCGUCAAGAUCUGGGCCUUCCGCGAGGACACGCAGGCGUGGGUUGAGGAGGACGUGCUCGAGGGACACACGGACUGGGUCCGCGACGUCGCCUGGGCGCCGAACAUCGGCCUCCCGCGCAGCUACAUCGCGACGGCCUCGCAGGACAAGACCGUGCUCAUCUGGACGAAGGACACGCCCACGGCGUCCUGGACCAAGACUGCGCUCGACCCGAGCGCGUCCAGCACCGCCGCUCCCCCUGCGGGCGCCGUGCCCGGCCGCUUCCCCGACGUCGUCUGGCGCGUCUCGUGGUCGCUCGCGGGCAACAUUCUCGCUGUCAGCUGCGGCGAUGGCAAGGUCACGUUGUGGAAGGAGAACCUCAAAGGCGUCUGGGAGUGCGUCAGCGACAUGACCAGCUAGAUGUGUUACACGCAGUGUAAUUUAUGAUUCGAAUCUCGACCCAAGGAUUUGGAUCCCUUCAACAAUCGUUGCCUGCAU
This is a messenger RNA of Phanerochaete carnosa HHB-10118-sp, 1088 nucleotides long. RefSeq lists its product as uncharacterized. Gene Ontology annotation, cellular component: nuclear pore outer ring; COPII vesicle coat. Gene Ontology annotation, molecular function: protein binding; structural molecule activity. Lineage: Eukaryota; Fungi; Basidiomycota; Agaricomycetes; Polyporales; Phanerochaetaceae. The transcript has 5 exons. The record is from RefSeq and is a predicted model, not a curated record. Bases 66 to 1010 code for a protein of 314 amino acids. Gene Ontology annotation, biological process: protein import into nucleus; positive regulation of TOR signaling; COPII-coated vesicle budding.